GCAGUCCUGGACCAAAGCUCGCCCUGGCCCUUUCCUCUUUCCCAAUGCGGUCCCAAAUUCCCAAAAGGCGAGAGAGGGAGAGAGAGAGAGAGACGUCUAUUUAAUUCCAUUGCCUCGUCUCUCCAGGUUAGGGUUAGGGUUUGGGUUUUGAUUUGGUUCUUGGAAAUUUUUAAGGGUUAGGAUUUCGGAGGGUGCAGGAAUGGCGACGGUGGGGGGGCGGCGGCAGCAGCAGCAGGAAGGAGGGGCGGCGAAGCCGGCGAUGAGGAAGCCGGUGUUCACGAAGGUGGACCAGCUGAAGCCCGGGACGGGCGGUCACACGCUCACGGUCAAGGUGAUCAGCUCCAACACGGUGCUCCAGAAGGGCCGCGCCGCCUCCGCCUACCUCCGCCAGACACGGAUCGCCGAAUGCGUCGUCGGCGACGAGACCGGCACCAUCGUCUUCACCGCCCGCAACGACCAGGUUGAUCUGAUGAAAGCUGGCACGACGGUGAUCCUGCGGAAUGCAAAAAUUGAUAUGUUCAAGGGGUCAAUGAGGCUGGCAGUCGACAAGUGGGGUCGUGUUGAGGUUAGCGAACCAGCAACUUUUACAGUAAAGGAGGACAAUAAUUUAUCUUUAGUAGAGUAUGAACUGGUGAAUGUGGUGGAAGAGUGAGUUUGAUCUUUUGCCAGAUAAUUUUUCUGAUGCAGAAGGCUUUGAGCUUUCAAAGCUCUGUUUUUUUCUAGCUAGUUUCAUUCGGUCUCUAUGGUCAUAGAUAUCAAGGUAUAAAGUCUCAUUAGGAACAGUUGAAGUCAUACAAAAUCUCACUGGAGGUUAUGAUGCUUUUGCCUUUUGUUAACAUGUUGUCAUAGUUUAUCAUUCCUAGUAGUUUCAGUAUGGAUUAUGGACGGGGCUGUAAAUGGAUCAGCAGAUGCUGUCUUUUAAUAUGCGGACAGAUAUCUACCAAACUUGACUAAAGAAUCUAGUUUUAAUAACAGUCGUUGGUUUCUUA
Molecule: messenger RNA, 989 nt
Organism: Phoenix dactylifera (date palm)
Lineage: Eukaryota; Viridiplantae; Streptophyta; Magnoliopsida; Arecales; Arecaceae
Source: RefSeq, a predicted model, not a curated record